Molecule: messenger RNA, 1339 nt
Organism: Aspergillus sclerotioniger CBS 115572
Lineage: Eukaryota; Fungi; Ascomycota; Eurotiomycetes; Eurotiales; Aspergillaceae
Product: pyridoxal kinase
Exons: 6
Coding region: 109-1131 (340 amino acids)
Biological process (GO): pyridoxal 5'-phosphate salvage
Cellular component (GO): cytosol
Molecular function (GO): pyridoxal kinase activity
Source: RefSeq, a predicted model, not a curated record
CCCUCCACCACCUCCCUUCAUUUUAUCAUGUCUGCCGAUCUUCUCGUCCCGGAGACCAGGGUCUUGGCUGUCGCCAGCCAUGUCGUCUACGGAUAUGUGGGAAACAAGAUGGCCAGCGUGGUCAUGCAGCUGCUGGGCUGUGACGUUGCCGCCUUGAACACCGUCCACUUCAGCAAUCACACCGGCUACAGGCAAUUCAAAGGCACCCGGGCCACGGCGGACGAGAUCACCGCGCUCUAUGAGGGCCUCACUCAGAGCAACCUGCUCGACUUUGACGUCAUGCUCUCAGGCUAUGCACCCAGCGCAGCCGCAGUUGAAGCUGUCGGGGCCAUCGGCAUGGACCUACAGCGCAAAGCCGCAAAGGACCCCGGAUCGUUCUUCUGGAUCCUGGACCCCGUAAUGGGCGACCAAGGCCGUCUCUACGUCAACGACGAGGUUGUCCCAGCCUACAAGAACAUCAUCCGCUACGCAGACCUAAUCCUCCCCAACCAAUUCGAAGCCGAAGUCCUCUCCGGCAUCAAAAUCACCUCUCUCGCCACCCUCGCCGACGCCAUCACCGCCAUCCACGCCACCUACAACGUCCCGCACGUGAUCAUCACCUCCGUACAAAUCGCCAACCUCUCCGACUCUCCCUCCCCCAAUACUCUCACCAUUAUCGGCUCGACCACUCGCUCCAACGGCUCCCCACGCCUCUUCCGUGUCGACGUCCCAGCCCUGGACUGCUACUUCAGCGGCACCGGCGACAUGUUCGCCGCGCUCACAGUUGCCCGAUUCCGCGAGGCCGUGUUCAACGCCGAUCCCGCCCUCCGCACCACCCAGUCAUGGGUUUCCCCGGACGACGUUCCAGCGACAGAAUUGCCCCUCGCCAAAUCGACCGUGAAGGUCCUAGCAAGUAUGCACAGAGUGCUAGAGAAGACCCUGGAGGCGCGGGACGCCGAGCUGCGCGCCAUUAUCCCCGACGAGAGCGAGCAGCUGCUCAGCGAAUCGGAGCGGAAGAAGAAGGAACAUCUACGGGAGAGCAAAGCCGCCGAGGUGCGGGUGGUGCGCCAUGCGCAGUAUCUGCGAGAGCCGGAUGUCGAAUUCCAGGCGAGUGAGUGGCGAGCGGAGGAUCUACCUGAGCGGUUUCGCUGAUACGCUCAGUGUGGGGGUAUUUACGGGGUAACGUACAUAGAUUAUAGACGAGGUGGGUGGCGGAGGGGGGUUGAUCGUUUUCGGGUAUAUUCUUAUACUACUAUAGUUCCUGGCCUGCAGACAACGGUCACCUGAGGCUUUGGGGGGAAGCUACCUUAGAGUUGCUCAGUGCUAACGCGCUUGAUAAAGUACUGAAAUUGAUUCCCUU